CUAUUGAGAUUCAAAACUAAUACGUUUUGGUACUUUAACAAGUUGUUAUUACAAUAAUAAUUGAACAGUUUUCCACUGACUUAAAUUCUUUUAUUGCUGAAGUAUUAAUCUGCUUUUAGAUAAGGCGGCUAGAAUUAUUAAAUACCAUUAAAACAUAUCUUAAAAUUUUCUGAAACAAACUUGCACACAAUGCCAAAAAAGCCGCCAAGGAAUGCUUUCUACUUCUAUAUGGUGGACUUUAGAGAGGAGCAAAGGAAGAAGGGAAUUCAUUAUGAGAAUAUGGCUGAGUUAGCGGAAGCUGCUGGCCCAUUGUGGAGAGACGCGCCGCCGUCCAUCCGCACGAAGUUCGAUGCCAUAGCAAAACGUGAGAAGGAAAAGCACAACAUACCGACAAAGAAGUUCACAUCGACCGGCGUGUCCAUAGCGGAGAUAGAGCAACAGGAGCGUGAGCAAAGGGAGGCUGAGGAGGCCGAGAGGAGAGACAUAAAGAACUUCGUUGCGGUGAACACUAUUAGCGGACGAGCGCCCAGUAUAGAUAUAUUUCUAAUGGAUGUUAAUGCGUUCUGCAAAGUGGGCUCCGAGUAUCUAAUCGGCGAAUGUACGAUACUCCGGUUUAACCUAAGGGAUGGUAUCAUGAAUAUCUACCAUGAAAUGAUAAAUCCAGGAACAAUACCAAUGGGUUACGCGUACGAAGCCAAACUGGGCAGCCAAGAGUUCUGUAUCCCGCUACCAGAUGAGACAGUGCCUCGCAGCAACUACAUGCACAUACUGGCCACGACCAUAGACUACUUGAAGCAGAACAACAGGAACGCUAACACGCUGCCUCCGAUAUUCACUAUGCCCGAUAAAGUGGCAGCUGUGCAGGAUUUCAUCAUGCAAAUGUGUCGGAGGGCUGCCGAAGACGACUCCUUGUUCCGAGUAUAUAAAUUGGACACACUCUUUUUCACACUUAUAAACGCAAUCAAGUCUCGACCUGAUGAAGGUUUUCCGAAGGAGUCCCUCGCUCUGGUGCAACUAAAGAAAGAUAUGUUUAAAUAUACACCUGGGAUUGGUUGUGAACACCACAACAGAGAAGACAAAACAGUCGAGUGCACAACGUCCCGCGUGAAGCGAUGGGCGUUCACCAUCAUGGACAGCUGCUGUCCCGUAGUCGGCGUCGACAUGAAGCCGGGCAAGCACCUACCCUAUGACUAUGAUAUGGAUAGCAUAUUGACAUAUCAAGAACAGAAGAAAGGCAAAAUGGGAGCGACAGUUGCUGACCUCUCGGACCAAACCAGUAACAUAUCGUUAAUUAGUGACACUUCCACCACCAUGUACGACACUGCGUCUUCACUCAACUCGUCGGCUGACACGAGCACCAAAAGUGUCAAGCGUGUACACGUGCCUCUACGUAUGCCGAAAACGAACUUUUCGAAGGUAUUCUCAGCGGCGCCAGAACUAUCGGAAUCAGACUUUCCUAGUCUACCGCUUGCUGGAAGAGGUCGCGGAAUGGGAUCAAGUCGCAGCAUCGCAAGCAGUGUUGGUAAAAGCAGCAAGUGAAAUAAUAUAACGACCACAUAAUUUAAACUUAAUUCUCAAAUGCUAUUAAAACAAGCAUAGAAUCCCAUUUGCCCUUAUUAUUUUUGAAAUUUCAUACUGAUUAUUUGAAAUUACAUAUAUCUCUUUGUUUAAUGUUUAUUUAUGACUCGCCCUAUUUUGGUGUGAAAGUGAGACGAGCAAACACACAUAUGGCCGGUUUCAAUAUAAAUAUUAAUCUUAAAUCUAAACAUUUAAUUGAUAGUUCGUUGUACAUAUGAGAAAUCGUUCAAAAGUUACGAUUCAUUCGAAAGCGCCAUCUUUAAUUCACAGAUUACAGUUUAAAGUUCGAAAUUCAAAUUCAGCGGUAGACAAUAAUACAGAUAAUCAAGAAAAAAAAUUUUAGGUCUUGUAUUUCUUAUUUAUGUACUAAAAAAUACGUUUUUAAUAUAUAUUUUCAUACGGGAUUAAAAUAGGAUUUGAGAAUUCAGUCUUUAUUUUUUCACUUUUAAUACUAAUUUGUUAUGCAGGGUGGGGGGCGACAAUAUCACAAUAAAUGAAAACACCGCCAAUACAAUUAGUAUUGUUUUAAUAAAUAAGUUUGAACAUCAUUUAUAAGGCGUUAUUUAGUUAUCUGUGCGAGAGAAGUGCGACAACAGCGCAGUAUCAGUAAGUGUACCUAACUACCAUCUAUAAGUGUUUUCUAUAUAUUCAUAAAAAUCUCAAUUUGAUACUUUAUCGCUAAGCUAUUUGGUGGAUUUAAUUAAUUUCUGGUAUGUAGAUAAGGAACAUCAUUAUGUAUACGUCAUUUUAUUUACUGUGGUAUUUUCGUCUCCACCCAGUACACUUUCUAAUGUUUUUUUGAACUUGAAUUUUUAUACUUAUGUGCUAUUUUGGACAGGGUUUUUGAGAAUA
Zerene cesonia (dogface butterfly) is the source of this 2430-nucleotide messenger RNA. RefSeq names its product protein maelstrom homolog (gene mael). The coding region runs from base 190 to 1539 and encodes 449 amino acids. Lineage: Eukaryota; Metazoa; Arthropoda; Insecta; Lepidoptera; Pieridae. Gene Ontology annotation, biological process: spermatogenesis; negative regulation of DNA-templated transcription; regulation of miRNA-mediated gene silencing. The record is from RefSeq and is a predicted model, not a curated record. Gene Ontology annotation, cellular component: nucleus; P granule. Gene Ontology annotation, molecular function: sequence-specific DNA binding. The transcript has 11 exons.